Molecule: messenger RNA, 1854 nt
Organism: Dictyostelium discoideum AX4
Lineage: Eukaryota; Evosea; Eumycetozoa; Dictyosteliales; Dictyosteliaceae
Exons: 1
Coding region: 1-1854 (617 amino acids)
Source: RefSeq, a predicted model, not a curated record
AUGAUUAUAAAAUUAUUUUUUAUUUUAUUUAUUAUUUAUUUUACAAGUUCACUGGUUAAUUGUAAUGAUAUUAUUAGUGAUAGUGGUAGUAGUAAUAAUGGUAGUAAUAAUCAAAUUAUAACAUGCAAUACAUAUGUUGAUUCGAGUUCAAAUUCCUCAGUUGGUUGUGGUACAUUGAAUUUCCCAUGUUCAACAAUAUUUAGUGCAAUUCAAUCAUGUAAUCCUUCUUAUCAAGAAAUUACCCUAACAAUAGUUCCUGGUACUUAUUAUAUAAAUACUACAACUUUUGGUAUUUUAACCAAUAAAACUAUAAAUAUUAUAAAUAAUGAUUCAACAUCAUCAUCAUCUUCUUCUUCUUCUUCUUCCUCCUCUUCUUCACCUUCAUCAAAAUCACAUUCAAAAAAAGAAGUUAUAUCAUCAGAUGAUUCAACUACAUCAACAUCAACAACAUCAUCAUCAUCAUCAUCAUCACCACCAUUUAUUUUAUCAAAUAAAGUUAUAAUUGAUUUAACAGAUGCAAUUGAUUCAUUUAUAAAUAUUAAACCAAGUAAGAGUAAUGAUUUAACGACCAUUUAUAUUUUGGGUAUUACAUUUAAAAAUGGUAACCAAUCAAGUGGUUCAGUAAUUUUAAAUCAAGGUAGUUGGGUAGAUAUUACAAUCGAUCAAUCAUCAUUUAUUAAUAAUGGUGCAAGUCAAGUUGGUGGUAGUUUUGCAAUGAUUAAUGGUAUUGGUAAUAGUGGUGGUGGUUCUGGUGCAAUUAAUAGUACUUUAACUAUAAUUAAUUCAAGUUUUAUUAAUACAACCACAACAACAACAACAACAAUAUUAAAUAAUAAUAAUCAAAAUCAAUCAAAUGAAAUUAAAAAAGAAUUAACAACAAUUGGUGGUAUAAUUUUUUCAAAUUCAACAACACUAAUAACAAUUAAUGAUUGUAGAUUUUUUAAUAAUAGUGGUAAUAAUGGUAUUGGUUAUAUUUGGUCAGGUUAUUUAGUGAUGAAUAAUUCAUUGAUUGAAGGUAGUAAUUGUUCACCAGCAUUCUUUUUCAAUUCAAUAAGUGGUAUGGGUACAGGUUCACCAUUGUUCUUGAUAUCAAAUACAACAUUUACAAAUGCAAUCGGUGGUGUAGGGUUUGUUGUUUUUGGUUCUGAUUCAACUACAACCUUUCAACAAUGUACCUUUAGUGAUAAUGUUAAUACCAUACCAUUAUCUCUAAGUAAUUCCUUCUCAAAUGUAUUGGUCAAUCAAUGUUUAUUUUCAAAUAAUAACAAUAGUAAAUCAUUGACAGAGUCGGCAGGUGCAAUUAAUAUCAUUGAUUCUUCAAUUAUAAUAGAGUCUUCCACAUUCAUCAAUAAUAGAGCAGCCAUUGGUGGUGCAAUUCAAAUGAAUGGUUCAUUACCUGAACAGUAUGUAAAAAUCUAUAAUUCAGUAUUUAAUGGUAAUAAUGCAACCGAUAUUGGUGGUUCUAUUUUCUCUCAAGAGGGUCAAUUAUAUCUCUACAGUUGUCAAUUCUUAAAUAAUGAAGCGGUUGCUGGUUCAUCAGUUUAUUGUUUAAAUUCAAAUAUAAACUUUAGUAAUAUGACAUUUAACAAUAAUACCGAUUCAUCAAUACCAACUCCAAAUGGUAUUGGUUGUGGUUCUGGUAAAGUUUGUUCCAUUCAAGGUGAUCAACAAUUUCAAAAUAGUUGUUCCUAUGAUUAUCAACCUGAUAAACCAUCAUUACUAUCUCCUGGUGAAGUGGCUGCAAUCGUAAUUUGUGUUAUAAUUGGUGCUGCUAUCAUUGCAACUGUUUUGAUUUUAAUCAUUCGUAAAAUUAGUAGAGGAAGAAAUGGUUAUUCCAAAAUUGUUAAUGGUUAA